UCCUUUUCUCGUUCUUUUCGUGAUCAGACUCCAUCAUGGCAACAGCUCAAAAGAGAAAGUCCAGUGCCGGCAAAGGCAAGAAAAAGAAGACGCAGUUAAAGUUUGUGAUUGAUUGUGCUCAUCCGGUAGAGGAUGGCAUCAUGGAUGCUUCUAAUUUUGAGACAUUCUUGCAAGAUCGCAUUAAGGUUAACGGCAAGAUGAAGAACUUAGGAACCAAUGUGGUAAUUGAGCGCAGCAAGAGUAAGAUCACUGUCACAUGCGACAUCCAGUUUUCAAAGAGGUACCUCAAGUAUUUGACAAAGAAGUACCUGAAGAAGAACAACCUUCGUGAUUGGCUGAGAGUUGUUGCAGCAAACAAAGAAACUUAUGAGCUGAGAUACUUCCAGAUCAACCAGGAUGAUGAUGAAGAUGAGGAAGAGGAUUAAAUUCAACGAUACUUUUUCAAAACAGUCUGAAUAACAUAUCAGUAAUCUAUAAUGAUAUAAAUUCACUGUUUACUGAAUUUGCUUUCUGACUGAAUAAAAUCUACUGUAUCAAUGAAACAA
Molecule: messenger RNA, 545 nt
Organism: Anneissia japonica
Lineage: Eukaryota; Metazoa; Echinodermata; Crinoidea; Comatulida; Comatulidae
Product: 60S ribosomal protein L22-like
Exons: 4
Coding region: 36-425 (129 amino acids)
Biological process (GO): cytoplasmic translation
Cellular component (GO): ribosome
Molecular function (GO): structural constituent of ribosome; RNA binding
Source: RefSeq, a predicted model, not a curated record